AUGGCAGUGAACACCAAGGACCUGAUGUACCACCGGCAUGUGGCCACCAGCAGGUACCGGUGUUCCUCCAACGAGGAGCUGCGUGUACAACCCAAGAGCAGAGCAGCAGGAGGCGCUUGUACGACUCGAGUACACGGGCAACCCACGGGUCGUCAACACCGCGAUACCGUGAUCGGCGCAGGGGCGAAGCGCCCCAGCGCGACGUGCCUGGCCUCCCAAAUGUCCGAGGGGUGGCGCCUCAGUCAUAAUGCCCAACCGGCAACGCAUGAGCACUUGAUGAAAACGCUGGGGCAUUGUUGCUUCAGUGUGCUCCAACCAAUUGAGACGCGCACCCCUAGGCGGGGCCGCUUUCAUCCAGUUCAUAUAGCGAUAAGCCUUGGCUCUGGUGAUCCCUAUGGGGAAAACGCGGGGGUCACCCAAGGUAUUCGGACACUCCCACCGUGCAUCAAGCCGCUUGGCAAAUACUUUAAGAAUGCUCUCAACUGGCAAAAUAAGGGUGGCGUAAUGCGCUAUGAGAUCAUCAUCGCGCGUAUUAGUGGGGGUUUCCGCUCCCAAGCUAGUAAGAAAGGCCAGUACCUUGCUUGUCCAGCACCCAGUAAGUGCCAAUUCCAGGAGCGGGUUCUGGCGUUGGAGCGGCGCAUCAGGGAGCAGUCGGAGACCAUCCAGGCACUCCAGAACCGUCUACGAGAGCUGCAGGAGGAGGAGGCCGCCGCGUCCGCGAUCAAGAUGCCGCCGUCGCCGCUGCUGCAGUCGCCCCUGCCACUACCAUCGCCAUCGCCUACCACUGCUCAGCAGCACCGCUAA
Molecule: messenger RNA, 804 nt
Organism: Volvox carteri f. nagariensis
Lineage: Eukaryota; Viridiplantae; Chlorophyta; Chlorophyceae; Chlamydomonadales; Volvocaceae
Exons: 5
Coding region: 1-804 (267 amino acids)
Source: RefSeq, a predicted model, not a curated record